AUGCAAAAUUCCCGGACGCGCGGGUUUGGAUUCAAGAGCUGGAGGGCGGCAAUCCCUGCGCCUUUGUAUCGGUCCUUCUCUCUCAGCUACACAAUCUUCGCUUUACACUUAGACUACACCUUUAUCUGGCAGUCCGGCUUCCCUGGACUGAUGCUCCACCACGCUCUGUCUUCGCCUGAGACAACUGCUUUAUCAAGAUUCAAGUUUGUCACUGACGUAGAUUACGGUGGCAAUGUUCAACGCGCUGCGAUUGUCGAAGAUGUGAAUAAAAACUUGGAGGAAAAGGGCUAUCCCUUGUGUAACCCUGGCCGGUUUUUACCCUGGUUCCAUCACCCAUCACUGAAAUCGCUCACUCUGUGGACACGAGCAAAGAAGAUCCUGGACGUUCCACAGAACCGACGAAAUCUCUCCCAACUUCGACACCUCGCACUGAAUCGAGCCACUCUUCGGGAAGAUGAGCUCCCUGAGUUAUUAUCUUUAUGCUCCAGUCUUAAAGUUCUACGCUUGGGCAUGGCAUACAAGUGGCGUCGUGAGAUUGCAUUGCAAAAUGGAUCGGCCAUUGUCAAAGCUUUGAAGUCAGUCAGUAGAACUGUAACGAACCUUUCCCUUGGUUUGGAAUACUACACCCCAAAUGAAUUCCGGAGCUGGCUUCAAAACAGUGAAGAAGAUCUCAGCACACCUUUCCACGGAAUACUCAACGAAUUCCCCAAUCUUCGCUACGUGGGAUUUUCGAUAACGCUGCCGGCACGGUGGUCCACUAAUCUCGGCCCCGCGCUACCAAAGACCAUCGAGAGACUCAGUCUACGGGGUGACUAUGAGCCACUUGUGGAGAAUGGCUGGCAUGAAAGAUCGAUAUUGGAUCUCGUAGCUAGUAAUGUAGUAAAGUGGAGGACGAAUCUGCUGGAGUUGGAGCUUAUUCCCAUACGCAAGUGGAAACCAUUCUGUGAGAAACGGGCGCUUGAGAAAAAAAGGUCAGAAGUUCGAGAAAUUUGCGAAAAAAGAGGGGUUGGUGCUAGAGGUGGUGUGUAA
Aspergillus tanneri is the source of this 1029-nucleotide messenger RNA. RefSeq lists its product as uncharacterized. The transcript has a single exon. The coding region runs from base 1 to 1029 and encodes 342 amino acids. Lineage: Eukaryota; Fungi; Ascomycota; Eurotiomycetes; Eurotiales; Aspergillaceae. The record is from RefSeq and is a predicted model, not a curated record.